This is a messenger RNA of Blepharisma stoltei, 654 nucleotides long. NCBI's taxonomy places the organism in Eukaryota, Ciliophora, Heterotrichea, Heterotrichida, Blepharismidae. The record is from the annotation of a GenBank genome assembly.
AUGCUUAUAAAUAAAAAGAUGAAUGCUAUUUUGACUCAACUUGAUCGCUUAAUUCUCAAAGAUUACAGGCGAACCUUGAAAAUAAACUCUUGUAUAAUUUUAGCUUUAUUUGCUAUCUCAUCAUCCUUUUUUUUCUCUUCAAUAGAAAAUCAAGGACCAAGCCUAUUAUGAUCUCUUCUGUGGUCUUUUUCUAUUCUAGCAGUAGGAGUAGCUGGAUUGCUCCUAUAUAAAACUACUAAUCCUAGCUAUAUGAAAGGCCUUAUUGCAUUAAACUUUUACUUAUUAGUUUUUUCUAUUUUCAGAUUAUUAACAUACUUUGUGGUUUUGUGGUAUUACUACUCAUAUCUGAGUGGCUAUAGAUUGAAUUAUUCUCUCAAAGUCAUAUACUAUGGAUUUUGUGCUUUUAUAGCUUUUAUAGGGGUAAUGGCAUCAAAAGAACCUUUUAGAUCAGCAGCAUUGUUGGAGCGCGAUUUAUUUCAAGAUACUCAAAAUCGUUCUGCUUCUGCUAUGGGAUUUCCACUAUUCUCAAUCUCAAGCACAUCAGAACAGAUCGGACAACCACUUAUUAAUACUCAAAAUUAUUACAGGGCCUCAAAUAAUUCUCAAGCUGCGCCUGGAUCUAUAAAUCAAAUGACUGAUAGUUCAGGUCUUUAA